AUGGCACCAUCGACAGCAGCAUCAAUGUCAGCAUCUUCAAAUACAAUGAAAGGCGCGUUACCGCCCAACUCAAAGGAGACCUUCUUGAGAGUAGAUGCAGCUUGCUUCAUGAGGAUUCUACCCACGUUGGUAGAACCAGUGAAGGUAACUUUGCUGACCAAUGGAUUCUCGCAAAUCUCUCUACCAACAUCUUGGACAUGUUCAUUAGUGGUCAACACAUUAACAACACCCUUGGGAAUACCAGCUUCCUCAGCCAGGUAUGCUAACGCUAAUGCGGAAUAUGGGGUCUCAGCAGCAGGCUUGAUGACAGUAGUACAACCUGUUGCAACAGCAGCACCAACUUUCCUGGAAAUCAUCGAAGCAGGGAAAUUCCAGGGAGUGAUGAUACCGCAGACUCCGACGGGUUGUUUAAUUGUGUGGAUUCGGGUAUUGGGAUUUUGA
Sugiyamaella lignohabitans is the source of this 441-nucleotide messenger RNA. RefSeq lists its product as uncharacterized. The record is from RefSeq and is a predicted model, not a curated record. The transcript has a single exon. Lineage: Eukaryota; Fungi; Ascomycota; Dipodascomycetes; Dipodascales; Trichomonascaceae. The coding region runs from base 1 to 441 and encodes 146 amino acids.